AUGUCGUUGAGCUGGUCAGCAAAAGACCACAAGAGUUAUACAAAUUCACCCUCCAACCCUACCCAAGGGCUGAAGCGGCCACGGAAUGACACAGGGAACAAAGUGACAGUGGUGCUCGGUGCGCAAUGGGGAGAUGAAGGCAAAGGAAAAGUCGUCGAUUUACUGGCGACUGAGUCUGACCUUGUUUGCAGAUGUCAGGGUGGUAAUAAUGCAGGCCACACAGUGGUAGUAGAAGGCACAGAGUAUGACUUCCACCUUCUCCCCAGUGGCAUUAUCAACCCCAAAAGCAUAUGUGUCAUUGGUAAUGGCGUAGUCAUACACCUACCAGGAUUGUUUGAGGAGGCGGAGAAGAAUGAGAAGAAAGGUCUCAAAGGUUGGGAGAAGAGACUAGUUGUCUCUGACAGAGCUCACCUCGUGUUUGAUUUCCACCAGGUUGUGGAUGGAAUUCAGGAGACCCAGCGACAAGCAACAGAGGGAAAGAUUAUUGGAACGACCAAGAAAGGCAUUGGACCCACCUAUACCAGCAAAGCAUCUCGCAUUGGACUGCGUGUCUGUGACCUGCUGGGAGACUUUAAAGAGUUCUCUACCAAAUUCAAGAACCUUGUCGCGCAGUACCAGUCCAUGUACUCAUCCCUGACAGUUGAUACUGAUACUCAGCUGAAAAAACUGAAGGAGUAUGGAGAGAGGUUGCGGCCGAUGGUGCGGGAUGGAGUCUACUACAUGUAUGAGGCUCUUCAUGGACCCCCAAAGAAAAUUCUGGUGGAAGGGGCCAAUGCUGCCCUCCUCGACAUUGACUUUGGCACAUAUCCUUUUGUGACCUCAUCAAACUGCACUGUUGGUGGGGCAUGCACUGGUCUUGGCAUCCCUCCCCUGAAUAUUGGUGAAGUGUAUGGUGUAUCAAAGGCCUACACCACCAGGGUAGGCAUUGGUGCCUUCCCCACAGAACAGCUCAAUGCGACAGGUGAGCUGCUGCAGACGAGAGGUCAUGAGGUGGGCGUGACAACAGGCAGGAAACGUCGCUGUGGCUGGCUGGACUUGGUCAUCCUGAGAUACGCCCACAUGAUCAAUGGCUUCACUGCCAUUGCUUUGACAAAACUUGACAUCCUUGAUGUGCUGGAUGAGAUCAAAGUAGGAGUGGCCUACAAAAUCAAUGGCAAAAGAAUUCCCCAUUUCCCAGCUAACAUGGAGCUGUUGCACAAAGUGGAGGUAGAGUAUGAGACCUUCCCAGGCUGGAAGAGUGAUACGUCUGCAGCCAGGAAGUGGAAUGAUCUCCCCCAGAAGGCUCAGAACUACAUCCGCUUUGUGGAGAACCACAUUGGAGUACCCAUUAAGUGGGUCGGCGUCGGAAAGUCCAGAGAGUGCAUGAUCCAGAUGUUCUAGAGUCUUUUCCUUUUCUCUCCCCAAGAUGGAUGCACAUGGAUGGACGAGAUGUGGCUUGAUGUGACAUAUGUUUACAACCCUCAAACUAUCUAAUAUUCUGUAAAAACCUGUUGCCAACAGAUACGUGUAGCCUUGAAACAAUGUUGAGUGGAAACGUUGGUAACUUUACAUCUAUCUGUGUUGCAUCAGUAAAUUGCCUUGUAAUGAUGUCUGCCAGAAAGUCUUACAGUAUGACUGAGCCAUGUGUAAAUCUUACCUUGUGCCACACAACAACCCUGAAAGAAAAAAACACAUCCAAUAACUUUUCCUCCUGAGUAAUGUUAACUGCCUUAUGUUUUCCGUCUUCUUUAGGGAUGGAUCAACAUUUACAUCAUGUGUACCUGGAGAAAAUGGGGGAGGGUAAUGCUUUUUCAAUUUCAGUCAAGGAGAGGGCUUUGUAUUUUUUUUAAUCUAGUCCAGGGGAGGAUCAUGUUAUUUGUAAUUGAUGAAAUGUCUAUAUUUCUCAGUGUUUUAUAAUGAGUUGCUUGUUAGGCUAUAUAUCGAUGUGUGCCCGAUGCUGCCCCUCAACCCUGAUUCUCCGCUUGUGGCGCAAUAUCAAGUGCGUCUAUACGCUAUUUAGUGUGGUCUCAAUCAAAAGAUCCAUAGCUUAUUGGCUAUAGGCUAUGAAUUGCAUGCUCGGAGAAGCACAGAGCAAAGUUAUAUUUCUAAGAAAGCU
Molecule: messenger RNA, 2095 nt
Organism: Salvelinus namaycush (lake trout)
Lineage: Eukaryota; Metazoa; Chordata; Actinopteri; Salmoniformes; Salmonidae
Product: adenylosuccinate synthetase isozyme 1 C-like
Exons: 13
Coding region: 1-1380 (459 amino acids)
Biological process (GO): IMP metabolic process; 'de novo' AMP biosynthetic process
Cellular component (GO): cytoplasm
Molecular function (GO): adenylosuccinate synthase activity; GTP binding
Source: RefSeq, a predicted model, not a curated record